AUGGAUUUAGCGGAGCAAAGCGUUCAAAACUCAAGUUUCAACGCGUCUUCAUCGCAAGAGAAGCUCGUUGAUUUUAGACGUUUUGAUAUACAAACUUUAGAUAUUCUAUUUGGUUCGCUGUACGCUUUCAUUGUCUGUGUUGGUGUUGUUGGGAACUGUUUGGUACUCGCUGUAGUAAAAAGGACCUCGUCGAUGCACAGCACUACCAACUAUCUCCUCGUUAACCUGGCAGUUGCGGAUAUUAUAACUCUUUUAUGGAAUCCCAGGACGUACAGUUUCGCGUUUUACUCUUCUCAUCCAAGAGGAACAUUGGGUGACUACCUAUGUAAGCUUUUCACUGGCAAUGGAAUAAUUGGUGUAGCCAUUGGUGCUUCCGUACUGACUUUGUCUACCAUCGCUGUAGAAAGAUACCACGCUCUUGUCAAGCCUUUAACAGCAGGAAAACUAAAAAUACAGUUUGAAAACGUAAGAUAUGUCAUUGCUGGGAUUUGGUCGAUCGCUCUUCUUAUUAACCUUCCAGAUUUUGUAGCGAAUCGCUUUGACGCUAAGUAUGGUCGGUGCAUCUGCCCGUACAGUUUAGAAUCCAUCACGGACUUUCGAGCACAUGUUCUUUGUACUGUAUUUUUCCUUGGAGGCUUUCCACUCCUGAUCUUAGGGUUUUGCUAUUUCCAGAUUAUUAAAGGUAUUUUCUUCGAGAAGACAAUUAUGGGGCAAGCACAGGGACAAGAGGACGACAAGUCAAAAAGAAAGCUAGCCAAGUUACUUCUCUCCGUAACGAUGGCAUUUUACACCUGCUAUCUUCCAUAUGGAAUAUUUAUGUCAUUCCUUACUCUAUCAAAACGAAAAACACUGAUAGAAAAUCAAAACUCGUACACAAUUUUGCUUAAAACAGUCGAGUUUUUAGUAACAUUUUCAUCGUUCUUAAACCCGGUUUUGUACGCCUUUCAAAGCUCCAACUAUCGAAAUGGCUUCGUUAAGAUUUGUCGAUUCAAGAGGUCUGUUUUACCGGCCAAGGAAAACUCUGUUACAUUCAACAUCAGGGAUUUCAAUGAAAAACAAAAUAAGAUUUUUAGGAUGGCAGAACCUCGAUUAAGUUUGAAAAUUCCUAAUUUAAGUGAAGAAUGCUAA
Molecule: messenger RNA, 1128 nt
Organism: Actinia tenebrosa (Australian red waratah sea anemone)
Lineage: Eukaryota; Metazoa; Cnidaria; Anthozoa; Actiniaria; Actiniidae
Product: C-X-C chemokine receptor type 2-like
Biological process (GO): G protein-coupled receptor signaling pathway
Cellular component (GO): plasma membrane
Molecular function (GO): G protein-coupled receptor activity
Source: RefSeq, a predicted model, not a curated record